Molecule: messenger RNA, 1126 nt
Organism: Oryza sativa Japonica Group (Japanese rice)
Lineage: Eukaryota; Viridiplantae; Streptophyta; Magnoliopsida; Poales; Poaceae
Product: endonuclease 2
Biological process (GO): DNA catabolic process
Molecular function (GO): nucleic acid binding; endonuclease activity
Source: RefSeq, a predicted model, not a curated record
AAGCAAAGAGAAGAGGAAACAGAGCAGAGAAGCAGAGCAACCAUGGCCGCGCGCGUGCUCCCCCUCCUCCUCGUCGUCGUCGUCGCCGCGGCCAUGGCGAGAGCCCCCACGGCCCACGCGUGGGGCAAGGAGGGCCACUACAUGGUGUGCAAGAUCGCCGAGGGUUUCCUGACGAAGGAGGCGGCGACGGCGGUGAAGGAGCUCCUCCCCGGGUGGGCCGGCGGCGAGCUCGCGGAAACGUGCUCGUGGGCGGACACCGAGCGGUUCCGGUACCGGUGGUCGAGCCCCCUCCACUUCGCCGACACCCCCGGCGACUGCCAGUUCAACUACGCCCGGGAUUGCCACAACACAAACGGUGAGAAGGACAUGUGUGUGGUCGGAGCGAUCAACAACUACACCAACGCGCUCGAGGACUCAUCAAGUCCAUAUGAUCCAACCGAGAGCUUGAUGUUCUUGGCACACUUCGUCGGCGACGUUCACCAGCCUCUCCACUGCGGCCACGUCAAAGAUCUUGGUGGCAACACCAUCAUCGUCCAUUGGUACACAAGGAAGAGCAACCUUCAUCACGUGUGGGAUGUGAACGUCAUUGAAACGGCCUUGAAGGAAUUCUACAACGAGGACGUGAGCACGAUGAUAAAGGCCAUCAAGAUGAACAUCACUGAUGAGUGGUCCACCGAGGAGAAGCAGUGGGAGACUUGCCGUAGCCGGACAAAGACUUGUGCCGAUAAGUACGCCGAGGAGAGUGCAAAGCUCGCGUGCAAAGCGUACGAGGGUGUUGAGCAAGAAUCCACCUUAGAAGAUGACUAUUUCUUCGCUGCCCUGCCUGUUGUUCAGAAGAGGAUUGCUCAAGGUGGCGUGAGGCUUGCUGCAAUACUCAACCGGAUCUUCAGCGGGAACAAGGUUCAGAGUAGUUGAUCCAAUAGAGAUUAAACAGAUGAAAGAUUAAGAAAAUAGCCCGCAUUCUGAAUUACAAUAAGAUUAUCUUGUUUGACCAUGUUAACUUCACGGUUACGAUUAGAUGUAUCCUCAUUUAGCCAUUUGUCAAAGUAGCUUAGAUAGCUACAGAACAUUGUAAUUCCUGUAAGCAAGUGGUGAUUUAUCAAUAUUGCACUGUCUUUUUGUAUCA